Molecule: messenger RNA, 522 nt
Organism: Triticum turgidum subsp. durum (durum wheat)
Lineage: Eukaryota; Viridiplantae; Streptophyta; Magnoliopsida; Poales; Poaceae
Source: the annotation of a GenBank genome assembly
AUGUUUCUGCGGCGGAUCCUAAGCGGCGGGGGCGGGCUGGCGGCCAUGCGCUCUGCGCGGGCGGUGAAGGAGACGACGGGGAUCGUGGGUCUGGACGUGGUCCCCGAGGCGCGGGAUGUGCUCAUCGGGCUCUACACGCGCACCCUCAAGGAGAUCGAGGCCGUCCCCAAGGACGAGGGCUACCGCAAGGCCGUCGAGUCCUUCACCCGCUACCGCCUCCAGAUCUGCCAGGAGGAGGAGGACUGGAAGCGCAUCGAGGACCGCCUCGGCUGCGGCCAGGUCGAGGAGCUCAUCGAGGAGGCCGAGGACGAGCUUAAGCUCAUCGGCAAGAUGAUCGAGUGGGAUCCCUGGGGUGUUCCUGAUGACUACGAAUGCGAGGUGAUUGAAGAUGACACACCUAUUCCCAAGCAUGUUCCGCAGCACCGGCCCGUUGCACUACCUGAGGAGUUCUUCAAGACAUUAGAUGCCAUCAAAUCAGAUCCAGCUCUGCAGGGCGACUCUCCUCCGCAAGUGAAGUCAUGA